Protobothrops mucrosquamatus (brown spotted pit viper) is the source of this 912-nucleotide messenger RNA. It is a transcript of the gene GNB1, whose product is annotated as G protein subunit beta 1. The record is from RefSeq and is a predicted model, not a curated record. NCBI's taxonomy places the organism in Eukaryota, Metazoa, Chordata, Lepidosauria, Squamata, Viperidae. Gene Ontology annotation, biological process: G protein-coupled receptor signaling pathway. Gene Ontology annotation, cellular component: heterotrimeric G-protein complex; cytoplasm. Gene Ontology annotation, molecular function: signaling receptor complex adaptor activity; protein binding. The transcript has 9 exons. The coding region runs from base 1 to 828 and encodes 275 amino acids.
AUGAGUGAACUUGAUCAGUUACGCCAGGAGGCUGAGCAACUAAAAAACCAAAUCAGAGAUGCUAGGAAAGCGUGUGCCGACGCUACCUUGGCCCAGAUCACAGCCAACAUUGAUCCUGUGGGUCGUAUUCAGAUGCGCACUAGAAGAACUCUGCGGGGACACUUGGCCAAAAUUUACGCAAUGCACUGGGGAACCGAUUCCAGGCUUCUAGUUAGUGCAUCACAAGAUGGAAAACUGAUCAUCUGGGACAGCUACACCACAAACAAGGUCCAUGCCAUCCCUUUGCGUUCCUCUUGGGUCAUGACCUGCGCGUACGCCCCUUCCGGAAACUACGUGGCCUGCGGUGGUCUCGAUAACAUUUGUUCCAUUUACAACUUGAAAACGCGCGAAGGCAACGUCCGAGUAAGCCGCGAGCUGGCCGGCCACACAGGCUAUUUGUCUUGUUGCCGGUUUGUGGAUGAUAAUCAGAUUGUGACCAGCUCUGGAGACACCACUUGCGCCCUGUGGGACAUAGAAACCGGACAGCAAACCACCACCUUCACCGGCCACACCGGCGAUGUUAUGAGCUUAUCUCUCGCUCCGGAUUCCAAGUGUUUCGUGUCUGGUGCCUGCGAUGCCUCAGCCAAGCUGUGGGAUGUCCGAGAAGGGAUGUGCAGGCAGACCUUCACCGGCCACGAGUCCGACAUCAAUGCCAUUUGCGUACGUAUGAAGGUGGCAGGCGGUGUCUUAGCCGGCCACGAUAACCGUGUCAGUUGCUUAGGAGUGACUGACGAUGGCAUGGCGGUGGCCACAGGAUCGUGGGACAGCUUCCUCAAGAUCUGGAACUGAAGCCUGACAGUCCGUGAACUCCCCACUGAUCGGAAGAAUUUUUUUCCCCCAACGGUUGAAAGUUUAAAAUAAUGUAUCCAACUC